GUCACGUUUUUGAAAAGAACGUGGUUGCUUUGAUUUUAAAUUUCAUCGACAUAAAGGAAACAAAACGUUCAUCGCGGUUAGCCUUUGAACCUCUGAAAUACCUGGCUGCACUUCUGUGCCACAAAAAGUUCUCAAUCGAGUUUCUCAGCAUGAAUGGUCUCCAGCAUCUUCUGGAAGUCCCUCAACCAGGCAUUGCAGCAACUGGUGUCUCAAUAUGCUUUUACUACUUAGCAUACUGUGAGGACGCCAUUGAAAGAGUGUGCUUAUUGCCCAAGGAAAUUUUUCAUGAAGUUGUUAGGUAUGGUCUAUGGUUACUAGGAUGUUCACAUGAUUCAGGCAGAUGUCACGCUACGAUGUUCUUCGGUCUUUUACUUCAAUUUCAGACCAUCCUUGAGGAGUUUGACACUCAAGUUGGACUUAGAAUCUUAUAUAAUGUUAUGAGUAUGUUACAACUCUUAUCAAACGAAGGUGAUACAGUCAACGUGUAUGUCAUGUGUGCGUCGCUCUGAAACGUUACUUACAGGCCCCUCCCU
Messenger RNA from Bemisia tabaci, 533 nucleotides. The record is from RefSeq and is a predicted model, not a curated record. Lineage: Eukaryota; Metazoa; Arthropoda; Insecta; Hemiptera; Aleyrodidae.